CUGUAUGUAGGAAGCUAGAAUUCGCAAGCCGCUAUAGUUGACUUAAUUGAGUGUUCGCCGAAAAUGGGCAUGAUGACUGCUAACAACAACAAUAAUAAUAAUAAUAACGAUAGUGAAAUUAAUAAUAAUGGGAGUGGUGUGGCCGCAAUAACAACAACGCCUGAACGGAGCACCGCCGUUGCAGCAGAGACCCCACAGGCGCCCGUUCACUCGGCUCAGAGUGUCACCGGGGAGGCGUUGGCAGCCUGCAUGACGACUGGAGAUGUGCUGUACAAGCAAAGUGCCAGUGAUUGGUAUGACGCUGAUGGUGAUGUCGCUGCUAUCGCAGCAGUUGCUGCAGAGUGUGAGCGUUUGCUCGCAGCUGCAACAGCUGAUAAAGACAYCGGUGAUGGGAAAGUGAAUACUGCCGAAAGCGUUGGAACUGAAAAAGCCUGCAUUAAUGCAACGUACAACAACAACGACGCGCAGUGCAUGUGCGAAACGGUURAGGGCGGCAUUUACGGUGACAAUGACACUGACUAUGCUGACUAUGACUUGGAUAGCGCCGAUGCAGAGGUAUUGAAUAGCAGUGCCGAAGUGACUCGUUCGAAGCUCGACUAYACUACUUCGUUUGCCUCCUAUGAUAGUCAUGUGCAUCAGUUGAAUCGCAGCCACCGGUGUAAUUCGCACGCAACAUUAAAGCUGUUGCGACAACAGCGGCAACAAAAUCAACAACAACAACAAAAACUGCAACAGCGCUACAGCGCCCAGCAAAAUUCGAGCUCUUUAAAGCUCAGCGCAUCCAAUGCGUCCAUUUGCUCGUCAACCACCUCAACCUGUCCUGCGUACAGCAUCGGUGAACCGUUAUACCAAUCUGUUGCAUUCGCAGACUAUGGCACUACGGGAGGUUGUACAAUAGAGACGCUCACCACUGGUGAGUCCGCUGAUGAAAGUGUGUUGCGGUAUUCCUUUAARGGCUAUCCGCCUGAAUUGUAUUCACCCCGCAAGGAGUUCAUCUACACGCGUCCACUGGUUGAGAAACAGCUUGUGAUUAAGAAGACUUGCGAGUGGUGGUUUUAUAAAAAUAAAUGCCGCAAUAUGUCCACGCAUUGGAAGCAGAAUGCAUUUCUCAUAUGCUGCGUGAUACUUUUCGGCCUUUUGCUGGGCUUGAUCAUUUGGUACCAGCCGGGGAGCAACGGCAGCAGCAGUCGGAAAGGUGCGCACACCAUCGCAGGUGUUUCAAACAAAUCAAAUACGUGGACGAGUAGUACAGCAUAUCCACCAGUUGUAGACUCGCCAGACAUUCAAACGAUUUUUAUAAAUCAUUCAUUUAUUGGCGACGAGCAGUGGACCGAAGAUGAGGAUAUUAAAGACGACAUUGGCGAUAUAAACAACAGCAUUCCGGAYGAUUUCACCAGUGAUUUUGUGACGCCGAGAAAGGUGUACAAUUCCAAACUAAGCGAAGAUGAUUUGCUCUACGAGUCAAAUCGCAAUAAAAGCAGCGUAACGAAUGGUUAUUAUUCAGCGUUCGAUGAAACGGGUACAUUUCGUAGUAAAUCUAGUCAAAUUUGGGAUCCACAUCCCGAAUAUAUAAUAAAUGCUUUCGGGCAUGAAUUGCAUUUGGUUUUAUAUCAGGACACAUCAUUCAUACCACCGCAAACAUUUAGUGUAAUUCGUAUACUUAACAAUAGAACCGAGGAAGAAGAAGAGGAAGACGAAGCAAGUGGCCAUUACUUGGGUUGCUACUACAAGGGCGUAGUGCAAGGUGACGACCAAUCGACGGUGUCCGUGUCGCUCUGCAAUGGCAUGACUGGUUACAUUAAAACAAGUUUCGGGUCGCUGCUCAUACAACCGGUCAAUCAGACCGGUGAUGGCGAUUCGGAGGUGUUGCACAAAGUGUGGCGUCAUUCGCGUCGUAAUGCCAGACACGCCGUCGCCGAUUCAUUCGACAUGGAUUUGAAAGAACUCGAAGAGAGUCUAUUCACGAGGUUGCAUCGUAAGAAGCGUAACUAUGUCGAUCGCCAUGUCUUCACGAUGGAAGUGCUGGUGGCGGUUGAUAAGACGAUGAGUGAGUUUCAUGGCAGCGAUUUGAAGUCAUAUAUAUUGACAUUGAUAUCGAUUGUUUCGAACAUAUACGCGGAUGCUAGCAUUGGCAACUCUAUUUAUAUAACUGURGCGAAUAUAUUGAUAUUACGCGACGAUCGCAGGAAAGCCACGUCGGCGUCUGCUAUGCUGAAGGACUUUUGUGGCGUCGUUUCGAAACAAGGGUACCAUUACGAUACAGCAAUGCUCAUUACACGCGAUCAAAUUUGCCGCAACGAAGGUGAGCCUUGCGACACUUUGGGUUUGGCUGAACUGGGCACUGUCUGCAAGAGACGAUCGUGCGCCAUAGUACAAGAUAACGGACUGCCAGCCGCAUUUACAAUUGCUCACGAAUUGGGUCACGUCUUAAACAUGCCACACGAUGAUGACGACCUCUGUAAACCAUUCAACCGACCAGGUACGAAGAGUAAAAUGCAUAUAAUGUCGAGUAUAAUGGGCAGUGACAUACAUCCGUGGUCGUGGUCUGACUGUUCGCGUAAUUAUGUCUCUGAAUUUUUAGAAAAAGAAGACAAAUCCUGCCUCGAAGACACACCCACGCAUUUCAUAAAGAAUUUCAACACCAAAUUGCCYGGCGAGAUAUACUCACUCAACCAUCAAUGCCAACUAAUACACGGCAACCAGUCGCGCUACUGUCGCAUCGACGGCGAAUGUAAGCGACUGUGGUGCAAGACGGACAGCAGCAGCAGUGACUGUCGCAGCAGCAAUCUGCCAUGGGCCGAUGGCACACCGUGCAACAACGAGCGCCACUGGUGUCAGAAGGGUGAGUGCGUGCCACGCGAGGGCAAAUCGCUGCAAGUGGUUCAAGGCGGUUGGGGUCCCUGGAGUGAAUUUACACCCUGCAGCCUGACGUGCGGCGGAGGCGUGCAGGAAUCACAGCGUGAAUGCAAUAAUCCUCUGCCGAAAAACGGUGGCAAGUACUGUGCGGGCAGCCGAAAGAAAUAUCGUUCGUGCAACACACACACAUGUCCACCCGGUACUUUAGAUUCACGUGAGCAGCAGUGCUACGAAAUGAAUGGUCGGAAUUUCUCUAGCAAAGGCAUUGCCCGCUCGGCGAAAUGGAUACCGAAGUAUGGACUGUCCUCGGCCGAGAAAUGCAAACUGUUUUGCCGCCUGGAAGACAAUAGCGCCUAUUUUAUGCUCGCGGACAAGGUGAAAGACGGCACCACAUGCUCGUUGGAUAGCUUCGACAAGUGUGUCAAUGGCAUUUGCCGGCCGGCAGGUUGUGACAAUGAAUUGAAUUCGCUGGCGAAAAUAGAUAGAUGUGGCGUUUGUGAGGGUCACAACGAAACCUGCCAAGAAUACACCGGCAACUUCUACGUCUCCGAUUUGUAUAAGACCAAGUCCGAGUUAUAUUAUUAUUAUGUGACAACCAUACCAAAAGGCGCCUCAAACAUAGUCAUUACUCAACCCGGUUAUCACGCUGAGAACUUCAUUGCACUGCGUGACGAUGAGGGCAAUUACAUACUCAAUGGGAAGAAUGUCAUCACCAGCUAUCAUAAUAUAAAAUUCUAUGCAGGCGUAACCAUCGAAUAUAAUGGCGCCGAAAAUUUAGUCGAGCAUAUCAACACCACUGUGGCACGUAAAAUGAAACGUGAUUUGGUUGUAGAGAUAAUUUCCAUAAGCAAAAGUGCACCGAAGGACAACGACUCAUUGUUACUCAGCUACACGUAUACCAUGGAUAAGCCGCUCCAUCAAUUGCCCGAAAUAGAAGUUGAGAUCUAUAAUUGGGAAAGGCAACCCUGGAGUAAUUGUGAUGCACUAUGCCAUGGCAGCUCACAUCGUUUGCCGGUUUGUGUGAGCACMACGAAAGCAUUGAAAGUGGCGCCACAAUUAUGCGAUGAGACAGCAAAGCCGCCAACUGAAUAUCGCCAAUGUAACACGGAUUGUGUGCUUUCGCUGAACGUGGCAAACAUUUCGGAGUGCUCAGCUUCGUGUGGCAUGUUGGGCACGCGUGAGAAAACUUACUAUUGCAUACAAACAUUCCCACAUAUCAGCCGCUCCAAUAUCGUGGACUUAUCGUAUUGCCUCUCGAAGUUCGAAUUUAGUCCACACGAGUCGUGUCGUGAGGGCUGUUGGGACUAUACCGAGUGGACGCCGUGCUCCAAGUCUUGUGGUACCGGCACACAGACGCGUGGUGUGGGUUGCAUGCUAAAUGGUACGCGCGUGAGUGAUAGUUUCUGUGAUCAGCGUAAGCGUGAUUCUUUCCGCGAUACAAUAAGAGCUUGUAAAACGGAGCCGUGUUAUUCGUACGAAGACAAUUUGGCUACACAGCGCUCAUAUGCCAGUUAUUGGUUCGCCGAUGAGUGGGGUGCAUGUGACGAUAAUUGUGAAAAGAAUCGUACAGUUACAUGCCGAAAUCCAAUGGGUUAUGGCUGUCCGAAAGAGCGACGACCCUUAUCGAAGCGUAAAUGUUGCAACAUCAAAUAUGUGUCCAAUUGGUCGAAUUGCUCCGUUGAAUGUGGUAAUGGUGUGCGCCAGAAAGAGAUUCAUUGCGCACGUGUAUACAAACCGGAGAUUAAAGGAACACCGCGACGACGCGUCAUCAUAGAUCCAUACCACUGUCGUCAUUUGCGCAAGCCAACGCCGAAGCGUAUGCAUAAGCCCUGCAAGAUCAGCUGUAAAUGGAACACUUCCGACUGGACGCAGUGUCCCGCCGACUGUCAUGAAGAAUAUCAAUCACGUUCUGUUUAUUGUGAGUCAGUGUUGGGCAAUCCGAUUGCAUAUCGCUACUGUGAUGCGCUGAAGAAGCCCCCAUCGAAGAAGAUCUGCAACAAUUGUGUUCGAAAGGAGUCGAAAAUUAUAACUCCUUGCAAUUGUGAUGGCUUCCGACGUCGUCGCAUCAUUUGCUACGAUUCGACGGGACGACGUAUUGUCUGCCCCACAAAAGAGCGAUUGAUUAAGGAGAAAUGUCCCCCUCCACGUGAAUGUAUGCCGCAGUCUUGUGAGGACGUGCGCCGCCUACUUCGCAACUAUCAGGACGAUGAAUAUACCAUAUAUGUGCGUUCACGCGCACGUCGAGUCUACUGUCAUAACAUGAGUAGCUCACCGAAAGAAUAUUUAACCGUUAAUCAUCUUGAAAACUAUUCCAUUUACUAUGAUUAUAAAACUUCCGAGCCGAACAAAUGUCCACCCGAGUCGAGAAAUCGAGAAUUUCGUGAUAACAGCACCAGUUCGGGACGUACGAACUUCCGUAAGAUACGURUAAAUCUGCCAGACUUACGUGUAAUCGAAAAUGAUUUUACGUUUGCGGAAACAGUCGGUACUCCACAAUUGUUUGGUUCCGCAGGCGAUUGUUACAAUCGUAACAAGGAAUGUCCGCAAGGCGACUUUUCGAUAAACUUGGAAAAAACCGGUUUCCACAUACGAGCCGGCGCGCGUUGGGACACUUUUGGUCACAGUGUAAUUAUGAAGGUAUCUAUACCGUUCGACACCUCUACSGUUUCACGUCGCGCUUUCUGCGGUGGCUAUUGUGGACGUUGCCAACUUUCGCAUGCCGGUCUGUACCUAGAUGUAUGAUCGCACAUCGGUUGAAACAACCUUAGUGUGGAUACAACUUUUUGUUGGGCUCACAAAACCGUUUGGUUCGUGGUCUUCACACCACCAGUUUUGUGGGCGUGGCAUCGGUAGUUAUGGUCGCAGGCGUGUCGUGAGCAUGCAGACUGACAAUGGAUAAGCAAAAUUUUAUGUGCCAUAGAAUGACUCGACGAUGUCAUCGCCCACUCUUAAGCCAACACAAACCCAGCAGCGACUACAAAGGCGAAGGCAAUAGACCAAAAUUAUACAGAAACACAGGAGAAACAAACACAAAGUACUUUUAAUAUUGUUGAAGUGGACGAACACCUAGUCGAMGAGCAGGCAAUGAACGAGUCCAACUACUGCUAGCGAAUUUUUAGACGUUUUAGAACAGAAGUAGAUCAGUAGAUCUCAAAGCGCUCAAAACGGCUGGUGUUCAGCCGAUAUUGUAAACUGCCAGCAACAAACUCACACAAAAAACUAGCAAUACAAACGAUCACUGAAUAAUUUAUGCGAAAAAACCAAAAUUUCGUUGCAACCCACAAAACUAAAAAUAAAAAUAAAACGCAUAAAUUCUCAGCUUUUGCCAAUUGUGGUAUAUACCAAUACGAGCGUAAAAUAUAUGUAUGUAAUAUUGUUCAUUCUUUCAGUUUAUUCUGGCACAAAACUUGAUUGGGAAAAAUUUUAUCCAUUUGGAAAAGUAUUAAUUAACAAAAUGAAAUUUGGCAACAAAAUUUAAAAUGAAAUAUUUUACUAUAUUCGURGAGAUAUAUGUAGUAUAAUGUGUUGACAAUUCGGAAGAGAUAAGAGUUUGCUAUUUCCAUAAAUUGUAACCCUUUGUUGAAAAUUGAAGCAAAUGUAUGUAAUAAUAUAUAUUAGGUAAAUAUGUAUGCAUGUAAGUACAGUUUACAAUAUAUGUAACUAUUUUAUAUUUAUGCGAUAGCUUUAUGUUCGAUGGUGAGUGAACGAAAAAGAAAAAGUAUUUAUUUUGAAAAGGAAAAGUAGUGUUAAGUCAAAGAAUCGCUGAAUUUUACAUAUUUCAAAGGCACCGUGUGUGUGUCAUACCGAUUUCUUAAUAAUGCAAUAGUCGUAUUUAAAAUCCGUAAAAGCUUUCGAAAUACACGAAUGGACUUCGCAAAAGUCGAAUUACUUAUAUAACCACGUUUAACCAGUUUAAAAUCACGCUUAAAUUUGUUCACGCAUUAACGCAAAAAAAUAAAACACACAUAUAAYGAAUUGCACAGUAUAUUCAUGAAAUCAGGAAGAAUUUUUUGRGCAAAACAACACAAAUAUUUAAGAAUUUUUAACAAACUCACUCAAAGCUAAAAUUAAAAAGAAUUGAAUUGUAAAAAAUAUCUGUAGAUAUGUAUGUAUGUAUAUCRACGUAAUGAGCCAUAUAUUUCAUAACUCAUUUGCAUUUAGUUGCUGCUUGCGUUGGAGCUGAAAACGUUUUAACUCAUAAAGAAACAACAACAAAUAAGUUUUUGUUAAUUACGCACAUAUCUCACAAUAGUAUGAAUAUGUAGUAUUUUUUAUAAAUAACAAAGGCAUGAACUUUUGGCAGGCACGCCUGUCUCUCUUUCAAAAAACAGUUUACCUUUUUUAUUACACAAAUCUAGUUUUUAUUAAAAUCAAAAUAGCCUAUUACAACAUAUGAGUUGAAAWUUGUUCGUUUGUUCGUUUUCUUUUUAAACUCCUUCCAAGCAGUUGCUUUAAAGUCAGAACAUUUGACUCGAAUAUUAUAUAAAUGUAGUUUAGUACUAGGUCACAAACUAUAUAAGUUUUUACUGUAAUUUAAAAGUUUAAUUAAAAUACGUAAAAAUGGUGCUUAUAAUUAUACAAAUAUUUUACUUCCAAAAACAAAAAACAACCAAAAAAAAAAAAAAACAUUAAAUAGAUCAUAGAGUUUAUAAACUUAUGUGCAAACGCUAUUUUCUGUGAAAGUAGACGUGCGUACGAAACGAUAAGGGCCAGUAUAUGCAAGGAGAGAUGUGCCACUUGCGCACAUUAACUUAUAUACUAUACUGCCAUGCUUGUACACUUAUGUAUAAAUAUUUAGAAAAACAAAUAUACUAUUUACACGCAUACUUUUGGCAUUUCUAGAAUUAAACUUUCUAAAUAUUCUCAACAAGUGCCCAUUCAUACCAAACGAUCAUGAAUUAAUAAAUAACUUUUGUAAAUGUAUUUUAGAAAUAAACAAAAAUACUCAUAAAUGUAAAAAAUUAAUGCCAACUACGAGAAGGGAAUACAAUUUUAGUGGGCAUAAACAAACAAAAACAAAAAGAACAAAUAACAAAAUGUUGGCUAAACUUAUUUACAUUGAACACAUUUCACAUUUCAUUAGGAAUUUUAAAAUUUGGCUUCUUCGGUGUCAAAAUUUGAGUGAAGGUCGCCAAAUCCAUUGAUCGCAGGUUCGAUA
Molecule: messenger RNA, 8014 nt
Organism: Bactrocera latifrons
Lineage: Eukaryota; Metazoa; Arthropoda; Insecta; Diptera; Tephritidae
Gene: AdamTS-A
Product: A disintegrin and metalloproteinase with thrombospondin motifs 9
Exons: 20
Coding region: 64-5598 (1844 amino acids)
Biological process (GO): extracellular matrix organization; proteolysis
Cellular component (GO): extracellular matrix
Molecular function (GO): zinc ion binding; metalloendopeptidase activity
Source: RefSeq, a predicted model, not a curated record